UUUCUGUAUAAGAGGUAUACAAAAGUGGGAAUCAGGGAUCAGUCUGGAUCCUUUUAAGAAAUAAAACACUGUGGAGUUUCAGGUUGCAGACCAGGUGCUUCAAAAAUUGCCUCCCUGUAUGUCAACUAUAUUAUCGUUCUUUCGCGGGCCUUUUCUAAGCUUAAACAUAAGUAGAAACAUCCAUACAGACUGCUCAAUAUUCUUAUUUUUCAAUAUUCAAACUUAUUAGGGGCAGGACUUCUAUUACCCAUCUGGUCUAGAGAUGAAUGUAUGUUACAGCCUUCUGCAGUCAUCUGUUCACAGAUCUUUGUAAAUAAAAUUGUAUUAUUCUUGCAGCCAAAACAGAAUAAAGAAAGGGAACAGAUUUCCCCCUCUAACUGGCAGACAGAAUUAGAUAGUUCAGUUUGUUGGUAAAGAAGAAAACUGUAUUUGCAGCUACCAGGUAAUUCAGAAAGUGUUAAGACAAUAAACUGAUCUGUUUUCUUCUGUGUUGAGUGUAAUAGUGUACCUGAAUAAAGUGGCAGACCUUCCUGCUCUCAAGUGACUGUACUGCAUACUUUCAGAGAUGAGGUGAAACAAUAUGCUGAGCGUACCAUUAUUUACCCCAUGGUAAGGCUGUCUGCCUAGUUUGCUUUUUAGAAGGAAGAGAGACACAAACUGGGGACCAAAGAAUCUCUGAAUGACUAAAACCAAGUUGUGCCAUUUGACUCUCAAAAACUGUCUCCAAAUAAUGAACACAAAGAACAAUAAAAGUUAACUGUUUUAAUUGUGUGUAGCUCAUGAAAUGGCUGCUUCGUUCCAGCUGCUGCCCAAACAGCAUCAUGGGAAUUGUUUGGAAAACACAUCCCCUGGCUCAUAUCCCUGGGAGAAUUUGCAGUAUCGUCACCACUCAGGAGAUUGUCUCUUAAGAUGCUUGUCCAAACUUCAGUGCAUCCGUGGAGGAGAAAGUACACUGAGUAAGCCCCAUUACCUUGAAGAAAUGGUUCUGCUGGUGGCAAUAGCAGAAGUGCUGUUGGUUCUGGGUUUAGCUGUGGAAUCAGCCUCUCUCUGCUCACCCACAACCUUUUAUAAGAACUGCUGGAUUCGGCGCUUCCCAGGUCUUCUGAUUGACCUGCAAGAAUCACAGAAGAGGGGAGCCCAGGUGCUGAAGAUUUAUGAAGAGGUCUCACCCCAGCAGUGCAGCAGAACCUGUUGCCUUCUGAGGAAUGUUUCCUGCAAUCUGGCAGUCUUCUACCAUGGAGCCCUUCAUAAGAAUAUGAAUUGCCUGCACAUAUCUUGCCCAGCAUUGGAAAGUUGCAUACUAAAGGCUAAAAUCAAUGUCAUUUUGUACAACAUCACAACAGGGAUUGAUCCAGAUCUUCUGAUUUUUGAGAAACUGACAUCGAAAGAGCUAAAUACUCACUCUUCACCAAGUAAAUAUGAAAGGCAAAACAGCACAAAGACCACUGAGUGGGAAAGAUGCCAGCAUCAUAAUGCCACAUCAAGUUCUCUUCUGCUCCAAGCUCCAUCUUCUACCACUAGCCAUGGAUUCAUAGCAAACACUUACACCUUCAGCACAAGCCUGACAGUUCAAAACACUGAAGUUACUACUUAUUCCACUGCAGAAACUUUUCCAUCAGAUGAUCAUUUUGCUAAGAGGACAAGCACUUCAGUAAGCACUAGGUCAAUCACCACCUCUGACAAGCCUGUGCACUCAACUUUGAUAUCCAGAUCUGCUGAGGUAUUAUCCCACAUGCCCACUUCUCGUCUGAACAGCAGUAAGCAGCACUUAAAUGAAACCAAAGGCUACAGUGGUAGAAAUUAUACUUCAGAUAAUGAGGCACCUGCCUGGGAAGCUGCAGCUUUGGGUGUCUGGUUGAUUCCUAUUAUUCUUUGCUCUUCUCUCAUCUUCCUUUGCUGUUGUACUGUUGCUUUCACAGCAGGGCGUUGCAGCAAUAGGAGAGGUCAGUAUAAGCCCAUAAGGAAAAGAACAAUGUCAAGACAAUUUAUAAAAUAUACUACUGGCAAUUUGUAAGCUAUUGUCACUAUCCUUAUUUUGGAACAAAUACCUUUUGAAAAAUGGAUCGUGUAUACCAACUUAUCUCUUUUAAAGAACCAAAGGUAAUUUUCACUGAUGGUUUCAGAAUCUUUCAGUUGUAAUUUAUUUCUUAACAGAUAAAACGCAAU
Molecule: messenger RNA, 2166 nt
Organism: Neopsephotus bourkii (Bourke's parrot)
Lineage: Eukaryota; Metazoa; Chordata; Aves; Psittaciformes; Psittacidae
Gene: MANSC4
Product: MANSC domain containing 4
Exons: 3
Coding region: 785-2014 (409 amino acids)
Source: RefSeq, a predicted model, not a curated record